GGCUGGUCCUGCUAACUAGCCCGACAAAGCCUUUGGGGAGUUGAGCCCGAGUAAAGCAACUAGCUAUUAAAAUCUCCACAGCAGGGAGAUCAGGGGGAAAAAUCUGGGCUAAAGCAAUGAAUGGAAAGGCAAACAGCGAGGAAGGAAUGGCCACCUCUGGGAAGCCUGUGAAGUCAGAGGUCCCAGCCGGCACGGAAGUGUCUUUCUCACCCAGCCCCUCCCCCCCCCCCAUGCAUGUGUGUGGGGAGAUCUAUAUAUCGCCAUAACUGAAUGUGCGCGCGCACAAGGCGGCUCACAAACACAUACAGAUUGUCCCCACACCUGGCUAGAUGGUGUAUAUGUUUAUGUAAAGAUUAAAUGAAUAUAAAAGGUCCGAUUGUUUUGCCUUAGCGUGUUGGUGAACUUUGAUGGGACCUAGUAAAAGCCAGCAUAUUUAUUACGGUGAUGAAUUGCUCCAGGGGGAGUCAUUUCCCUGCCCUCUUGGCCGGAGGUACGGCGCUGGAGUGACAGAGCCGGGGAAAGAGCGACUCCACAAUAGGCACUGUGAGCUCCAGAAGCCCAGGCUGGCCCCGAGCAUUGUGGGUGGUACAAGCAUCCGUCGAGAGCAGCACAUAACUCAGCCCUUCGUGAUGGAUUCCUCUGGAAUGUGGAAAUAACAAAGGUGGGGAGGAGGGGCCAGAGCACAUUAGGAGAGUGUGGUGCAACCGGCCAACGGGCUGAGGAGUUUUUGUGUCAACAGAUUCUGGUCUUCCAAAGCCACACGUGCCUGGUGAAUUUCCUGAUCGAAUCCAGGGCUUCCCUAAAUGGUCCCGCCACAUUUCCCAAACCAGACUCUGUAGGGCGAUUGGCCGAUUGGAUCAAUUAGAAAACAAUUAGCUUUUCACCUUUCUCGUUGCCAAGGGCCAGUAUGGCGGGGGUGGAGGGAGCAGCGAUUUAAGAAAACAUCCAAAAUCUCGGCCCCUUAGUUCCUCCUAGAGCCACGUAGGUUGGAACGUUGGCUUGGGGGGACCCCUGCUAAAGUGUUUAAGCCCGCGGGCCUUUGUUUUUCACCUCAGGACAGCUUGGCCCAUAUUUCAUUUCCUUCUUCAAGCUUACAGGGAUUCUUAAACUUCUGUUAUGGACAGACCUCUUUGGGGAUCUGGUGAAAGCGAUGGAGUCUUUCUCCGAAUCAUAUUUGUAAAUGAAUAAAAUAAAAUGCCCAGGAUUACCGAGGAAACCAAUAACCUUGAAAUACAGUCCUCGCGACCUUAAAAACCCAAGCACAUACGAGUUCAUGGACCCCAGAACUCCUGAGAUUUUAAGUCAAUCUUCUCACUUUACAAAUGAAGAAACUGAGUCACGGAGCAGCGAGAUGGUUGGCCUGAGAUCACAGUUCUAGGUAUGCUGGUAUGUUUCUACACCACCUCAGAAUCUAAGCAGCCAAAGGCACACCAAGUUCCUCAGAAGACUUCUCAUUCUAUAAGAUGCAUCUCUCUCGCCUUGAAACAUUCCUUCAGCGUUGUGGUCCUCUCUUCUAAUUGGAAAACAGAUUGAGACAAAAAGGGGUUGCCUGAGUCAGAAGUUUGGGAGCCAACAGAGUCUGCAACACAGCUUCCUAACCUCCGGACAGAGCUGAAAGCCAAAAUGAAAACCACAGCCGUGCUGGUUUUGCUGAAUUUGCUGCUAGGGGGGCAUGCCAUGUCCACCAGCCGCCUGUCUUGCUACAGAAAGAUUUUAAGAGAUCGCAACUGCCACAACAUUCCCGAAGGAGUGGCAGACCUUAAACAGAUUGAUGGACACCUUCAGGACCACUUCUGGGAUGGAAAAGGAUGUGAGAUGAUCUGUUAUUGCAACUUCAGUGAAUUGCUGUGCUGCCCAAAAGACAUCUUCUUUGGGCCAAAGAUCUCUUUUGUGAUUCCUUGCAACAACCAGUGAGACUCUUCAUAUCUGUCAUAAUGAGUAGAGAGCAGGCUAUGGAGCCAAGAAUACCCAGGUUCGAACCCUGACUAGUUCUUACUAACUGUGAUCUUGAGGAAACGACUUCAUCUUUCAGAGCCCCGGGAGCUUAUCUGUAAAAUGGAGAUAAUAAAGCCUACUUCCUAAUGUUGUCAUGAGAGUCAAAUAAGUUUAAUGCUCUGUAAAACCUUAACGUGCUAUAUGUAUCCUAGACAUAACCCCAACAAUAAUAAUAAUAAAAACCUUUUACUGUAUGACAGGUUGCUUCUA
This is a messenger RNA of Monodelphis domestica (gray short-tailed opossum), 2205 nucleotides long. It is a transcript of the gene SCRG1, whose product is annotated as stimulator of chondrogenesis 1. The record is from RefSeq and is a predicted model, not a curated record. Gene Ontology annotation, cellular component: neuron projection terminus; Golgi apparatus. NCBI's taxonomy places the organism in Eukaryota, Metazoa, Chordata, Mammalia, Didelphimorphia, Didelphidae.